AUGUCUUUCUCUAGCCUUGUACAGGAUUUAUCAUUCAGAGAUGCUGCCAGUGAGCGACGACCACCGAUUCGAGGUGCAGGAUCCGUUUCGACCUAUGAUGAUCGUGCAUCUUAUAUCUCUAGAGCCGACUCCCACGUCUCUAGAGCCAGAUCAUAUGCAAGCACAGCUGCGACAAGCGUGAGCAUAUCUGGAGAUAUUAGCAGUCAACUGCAUGGUGGUUACAGCCAUCCUUUGGCAAGAUCAUGGCAGGCUGAGAGACAAUUGACUAAGUCAAUGCUUAUUUACCCCCUCUUCAUUUCCGAUAUCGAUGAUGAAGAAACUCUUAUUCCCUCCCUUCCUGAUCAACACCGCCGAGGCAUCAACAAAGUUGUCGCAUUCUUAGAACCUCUCGUUCGUAAGGGUUUGAGAUCAGUCAUAUUGUUCGGCGUACCAAUUGCGCCCAAUGCGAAGGAUGCUCUCGGAACCUCCGCAGAUGAUCCACAAGGUCCUGUCAUUGCUACAAUUCGACUUCUCCGUCAGCGAUUCCCACAACUCUUUAUCGUGGCAGAUGUAUGCCUCUGCGAAUACACUUCUCACGGACAUUGCGGUAUUCUACGGGACGAUGGUAGUCUCAACAACCAGCUGUCGGUCGAUCGUGUCUCGGAUGUUGCGAUCGCAUAUGCUCAAGCCGGUGCGCAUUGUGUUGCACCAUCGGAUAUGAACGAUGGACGUAUCCGUGCUAUUAAGCUUAAGUUGAUUGAGGAGGGUAUCGCACACAAAGUCGUAUUGAUGUCAUAUGCUGCCAAGUUCUCUGGCUGCUUGUAUGGACCAUUCCGUGAUGCAGCAGGUUCUGUUCCCUCAUUCGGCGAUCGAAAAUGCUAUCAACUACCCCCAGGAGGUCGUGGUCUUGCUCGCAGAGCCAUUGAAAGAGAUAUUGGUGAAGGUGCCGACAUUAUCAUGGUCAAGCCAGCAAGUCAAUAUCUUGAUAUCAUCAGUGACGCGAAGGAGAUCGGAAAGAACAUGCCUAUUGCAGCAUAUCAAGUUAGUGGAGAAUUUGCUAUGAUUCAUGCAGGAGCAAAAGCUGGUGUUUUUGACUUGAAGACAAUGGCCCUUGAAUCUUCGGAGGGCAUCUUGAGAGCCGGUGCAACUAUUAUCGUCAGUUAUUUCACACCACAGCUCCUUGAUUGGCUUGAGUCAUAG
Sclerotinia borealis F-4128 is the source of this 1179-nucleotide messenger RNA. Lineage: Eukaryota; Fungi; Ascomycota; Leotiomycetes; Helotiales; Sclerotiniaceae. The record is from the annotation of a GenBank genome assembly.